AUGCAAGAUCCAGAAAUCGCAUUUAUCUCCGGUCCCAUCAAUACUGGGCCACAAGAGGAGUACUUCAGCCAUUAUAUCCCACGCAUAGACCAGGCAAUCUCUCGUGGGGACAGCUUUGUUAUUGGCCCCAUCCCAACCGGAAUCGACGCAGAUGCCCUAUCUUAUCUCCUUGCAUACCCUAUACAAGCCACCCGAAUCACCAUAUGUGUGACCCCCGCCGAGGACGGUAUGUGGGGUGAUCGGUUUCGCGCAUCCGGAGUCAAUGUGCAGGUUGUGGAUGGUCAGAUGAGUCGCGAGCGGGACGCGAUCAUGACUAGCAUCAGUACCUAUGAUAUCCUACGCGUGCGCACCAAAGCAGAAGCAAGAGAAUUUUAUGGUUGCUUUUGGCGGGAUGGGCAUGUGACAAAUACAGAACGCAACUGGAAGCGUCGCAGGGGAAUUGCAGAGGAUGUGACUGUAGAUGCGAAGGAGAUAAAUCAAUCUAUGGGGAUGAUAUGCACGGAUGAAGAACCCGAUGCUCCUAGUCCAGGGUGUUUGAGUAUCCUUUCCAGAUUUUGGCGUUGA
Molecule: messenger RNA, 564 nt
Organism: Penicillium longicatenatum
Lineage: Eukaryota; Fungi; Ascomycota; Eurotiomycetes; Eurotiales; Aspergillaceae
Exons: 1
Coding region: 1-564 (187 amino acids)
Source: RefSeq, a predicted model, not a curated record